CAGAGGUUAGAUAGAAUAUGGCUCUCUCCAGAGGUUUGAGAUGCUGUCAAAGGGUUUUCUCCUGGAUACCUGUGCUUAUAAUAACCUCGGUGGUGUUGUGGUCGUACUACGCCUACGUCUUUGAGCUAUGUCUUUUCACAAUUACCAACACAUUAGAAAAAGUGGCCUAUCUCCUGGUGUUUCAUGUGUGCUUUGUGAUGUUCUCCUGGACAUACUGGAAGUCCAUUUUCACCCCUCCUGCAACACCAUGCAAAAAGUUUCAGCUUUCAUACUCAGACAAGCAGAGAUACGAGAUGGAAGAGAGGCCAGAUGCCCAGAAACAGAUCCUGGUUGAGAUUGCAAAGAAGCUGCCCAUCGUUACUCGAGCUCAGUCUGGAGCUAUCAGGUUCUGCGACCGCUGCCAGGUGCUGAAGCCUGACCGCUGUCACCACUGCUCGGUUUGUGAAACCUGUGUCUUGAAGAUGGACCAUCACUGUCCCUGGGUGAACAACUGCGUGGGAUUUUCCAACUACAAGUUCUUCCUGCUCUUCCUCUCCUACUCCAUGCUGUACUGUGUGUUUAUAGCUGCAACAGUCUUUCAGUAUUUCCUGAAAUUCUGGAAGGGGGACUUGCCAAAUGGGCCUGCAAAGUUCCAUGUCCUCUUCCUCAUGUUUGUGGCGCUCAUGUUCUUUGUGAGUCUCAUGUUCCUCUUUGGCUACCACUGUUGGUUAGUGGCCAAAAACCGAUCCACUUUAGAGGCCUUCUCAGCUCCAGUUUUUGUCAGCGGACCAGACAAAAAUGGUUUUAAUGUUGGCAUACACAGAAACCUGCAGGAGGUAUUUGGAGAGAAUCGGAGACUGUGGUUCAUUCCCGUCUUCACAAGCCAAGGGAAUGGUCACUACUUCCCCUUGAAGAAUCAGAAUUCUGAGUCUCAGAAUCUCUUACUAGCUAAUGAGGACAUGUGGGAGGAGUCCGAUGACUACUCUGAGGAAGUUAGUCUGGCUGAGGACCGAGACAUCUCUGUACAGAUGGAGGAGGACGAGUGAUUUAAUGUUAAGGAUGAAUUUUACUGGUACAGAGGAUGUAAAUGAAAAUCACACACUGCGCACCACAGGGCAGAUGCAUUCCAAAUCGUCCUUUACUGACACUGGAGACAAAAAAAAAAAAAAAAAAAAACGUGAAAGGGGGCCAAAAGUGUGGAUUUGAAAUCUGCAUUUGGAUUGUCAUUGCCACUCAGAUGGGUGUUUUACAUAAUGACAGCCAGUAGCAUCAUCUCUCCUCUCCAGGACGACAGCUUCAGUUUGAUUUGGAAAAGAAAAAAGAAAAAAAAAACAUGACUAUAUUACCUCGGGAAAAAGGUGACUGCUGUUUAACAAGAACUGUAUAUUUCCCUGUGGAUGCUCAUCUCAAGGCCCUGGCCUCUCUGUGAAUUACCGUUACUCUGGAAGCUUAGGUCUGGUUCUGUACUUUUGUAAAUGUUCUGUUUGAGGGUCGGGCUCCGAGUUUACAGCGUCACACUUCAGUUUUGUCCACAUCGGGUGACAUCUAAUUCUAACACCCAGAAUGCUCCAGGGAUCUAUUGUAGUGACUCAGUGCUCUUGCAGAACAUAAAUAUGAGAUUUUUGUUUACUUUUAUUCUACAAACAUAUUGGAAUACCCAACUGAACCUGCGCGCCUUAUUGAUAUAUAUUUAUUCUAGUGUUUUGGGAGUGUAUUUCUCCUGAGAAUGUAUCUGAGAUCCUGCUUGUAAUUAGACCGUGCCAACAUAUGUGGCAACUACGUAUUUAUAACUUUCACAUAUUAUGCUUUAAUCAACAAUAAUAUUGGGUGAAAAUGCCAUCAUCAAUGUCUUAUAAGAUGGGUGACAGCAAUGAAAAAAAACAAAUAUAAGAGUGUUGCUCUGGUUUGCAGCUGCAGCUCAAUGUGUUUGGAAAAGUAAAAACUAGAUUUUUAACUGUGACAUAGAAAAAUGCAGCUCUUCCCAAUUAAACUUGAACUUGCACUGCCUACAGCUUGAUUAAAAGCCUAGCUCAUUUACAAGUGCAAUGGUUGAGUGCUCCUGUGAAGGCAGGUGGCUAUGAAGACAGGCAGCCCAUCCAAUCCUGUGACAGCCACAGAUACAAGAUUGUUUAAAAAAGUAUUUCUUCAACACAUUUAUCACAAAAAUGUUUGAAAAUAAUAAAAACGAAGCCUAACUUUGUUUAAAUGACAUUUUUGUGUCAUUUCUUGAAUAAGUUCCAUAUCAUUCAUUCAAUGGCUACAGUGAAGAUUUUUCAAAAUGCAGUAAUAACUUUCAGUGUCUGGGGUGCAAGUGCAAGAUCAUACUGUGAUAUUUUUAGAAGAAUAACUUCUCAUGAUCUUUUUCCCUACCAUAUCAAGCAUCCUCAGUACACUGACAUGUGUGUGGAUGUAAAAUAACGGGAAAACGUGAGAUUAGCUUUCUUGUGAGAAGAGAUCUAGGGUGUUAUCUGUUUUUUUCAUGCUGAUGACUGUACAUAUAUGAUGUAAACUGAUCUUCAUCCGCUGGCUGGUGCAGUUCAGCUGUCCUUUGUAAUAUGAUGCUCAAAAUAUUUACUACAUAUGUUCAUGUUUUUAGAGAUUUUUCUGUUUUGGUUCAUGGAUUUAUGUAUUUAGCCAGUGUACACCAUGUUAUUCAGUACAAGUGAAAUGUUGGGCCUUCAGGCAUCAAACCUUGAUGCUGUUUGAUCUCGACACUUUUUACUUGCUUCCUCUUAUCUUUUUUUUUCUAUGUUGGGUAAGCCAAACUGAAUGCUGCUCAUGCCUGACAAAUCCAUAACAAAUAUGUCACUUAUUAGUUAAAAGUGUAUGGUAUGUGAGGUAUGAUUCUGUGUUUGAAAGCCUGUUUAAAAUGUUUGGUAAAGAUGUGGAUGUUGAGUGUUUAAUGUAGUCUGGUGUCUGUUUAUUGUUACAAUGUUCAGCUUUUAUCCUGUGUAUUUUGUUUACUGAUUCUUAACAGCUGCAGGCAGUGUCUGUAUAUUUUGCUCCAUCAAGUGACACUUGAAAAAACUAUUAAAGUAAUGCACACUUAUCAAAUAGAAGGUUAUUUAUAAGAUGAAAAGGUGACA
Messenger RNA from Cheilinus undulatus (humphead wrasse), 3065 nucleotides. RefSeq names its product zinc finger DHHC-type palmitoyltransferase 15b (gene zdhhc15b). Gene Ontology annotation, biological process: synaptic vesicle maturation; peptidyl-L-cysteine S-palmitoylation; protein targeting to membrane. Gene Ontology annotation, cellular component: Golgi apparatus; endoplasmic reticulum. Bases 18 to 1025 code for a protein of 335 amino acids. Gene Ontology annotation, molecular function: protein-cysteine S-palmitoyltransferase activity. NCBI's taxonomy places the organism in Eukaryota, Metazoa, Chordata, Actinopteri, Labriformes, Labridae. The transcript has 11 exons. The record is from RefSeq and is a predicted model, not a curated record.